This is a messenger RNA of Malania oleifera, 576 nucleotides long. RefSeq lists its product as uncharacterized. The record is from RefSeq and is a predicted model, not a curated record. Bases 1 to 576 code for a protein of 191 amino acids. Lineage: Eukaryota; Viridiplantae; Streptophyta; Magnoliopsida; Santalales; Ximeniaceae. The transcript has a single exon.
AUGUUCAGCUCCACUGUUGCACAACUUGAGUUUGCUUCUAGCCCCUAUGAUUUAGCUCUUUUUACUCGUCACAUUGCUACUGGCAUCACUAUUCUACUACUUUAUGUUGAUGAUAUGAUCAUUAUGGGUAAUGAUACUUCUGAUAUUCAUGAGCUUAAGCAAUUUCUGUGUCAGCAGUUUGAGAUGAAAUACCUCGGUUCUCUUAGCUACUUCCUCGGCUUAGAAGUGUCCCCUACCUCUGAUGGCAACUAUUUGACCCAAGCCAAGUAUUCUUCUAAUCUUCUCACGCGUGCGAGUCUCACAAAUUGUAAGAUAACUGAUAGUUCGCUGGGGCCCAACAUCAAACUUCAUCCUACUGAUGGGGAGCUCCUUCCCGAUGCCACUCAUUAUCGACAACUUGUUGGGAGCUUGAUUUAUCUCACUAUCACUAGACCAUACAUUGCCUAUGCAGUGCACCUUGUUAGCCAAUUUAUGUCAACUCCUCAUUUCGUUCACUAUGCAGCUGUUCUUCGCAUCUUACAAUAUGUGAAGGGAACAUUAUUUCAUGGGCUUUUUUUUCCUCUCACUCAUCCUUGA